AUGGAACACUUCCUGUUGCCGCAUGGAAGACCUGAGCCCGACGAUCAGAUCUCCCGAGCAAACCGGCACAUAUUCGGUAACACCACCUUUCGCACGAACCAACGUGAUGCCAUCCAGACCACGUUAAAUCGCCAAGACGUGUUUGUCUUGAUGCCGACAGGCGGAGGCAAGAGUCUGUGUUAUCAGUUGCCAGCGGUAUUGUCCAAAGGUGUGACAAUUGUCGUGUCGCCACUUCUGUCGCUCAUCCAAGAUCAAGUGACGUCGUUGGUUCGCAACAAACCAGCAGGAAUCCCAGCCGCAUAUUUGUCAAGUCAAACUGCAGUUAAACUACUCAAAGCCGUGCUCAGAGAUUUGCAUCGUCCAGUACCGACGAUUAAGUUGCUGUAUGUCACGCCCGAGAAACUAGCGUCUUCGAGCAGCCUCAUUUCACUCCUGGAAGACUUGAACCGCCGGGAAAUGCUAGCUCGAUUUGUAGUGGACGAAGCGCAUUGCGUGACGCAGUGGGGGCAUGACUUUCGGCCGGACUACAACAAGCUCGGCAGGUUGAAGGAGUUGUUUCCAGACGUCCCCGUGAUGGCAUUGACCGCUACCGCGCCACAAAAGGUGAUUGACAGCGUCAAGAAAGUGCUCAAAAUCCCCCGUGCUACAGUGUUCACGAUGAGCUUCAAUCGAACGAACCUGAGCUUUGACGUUCUGGAGAAAGAAAACGAAGAAUCCAAAGCGUUGGCGCAAUUGCACGCGUACAUAUCGUCGAAAUAUGCCAACAACGUCGUGGGCAUUGUCUAUUGCAUGACAAAGCAGCAAUCCGAAGAUGUGGCCAACUACCUCUUUGACCGCGGCAUUCAAGCCGACUUUUACCACGCCGGACAAUCCUCCACGGAUCGAGAAAUGGUGCAAGAAGCGUGGCAAGAUGGACAAAUCAAAGUUGUGUGUGCCACCAUUGCGUAUGGCAUGGGCAUCGACAAGGCCGAUGUGCGCUACGUCCUUCAUUAUUCUGUGGCCAAGUCCAUCGAAGGGUACUACCAAGAAGCUGGCCGAGCUGGACGCGACGGCCAGCCUUCGCAGUGCACGAUCUUUUACAAUCGGCGCGACGUAUCCAAGAUUCGAGGGAUCAUCAACAUGCCAAAGAAGGGCAACACGAUGAAGACCCGUGGCGUGCACAUGGAAAAGCUAGAGCGCAUGAUGGAGUACUGCGAAGAGCGGGCGAGUUGCCGUCGGCAGUUCUUGGUCUCGUACUUUGGGCAAACAUUCAACCGCAAGGAUUGCAAAAAGACAUGCGACAACUGCCGCCGUGUCAUUGCGCAUUAA
Molecule: messenger RNA, 1308 nt
Organism: Aphanomyces astaci
Lineage: Eukaryota; Oomycota; Saprolegniomycetes; Saprolegniales; Verrucalvaceae
Exons: 7
Coding region: 1-1308 (435 amino acids)
Biological process (GO): double-strand break repair via homologous recombination
Cellular component (GO): nucleus; chromosome; cytoplasm
Molecular function (GO): nucleic acid binding; four-way junction helicase activity; 3'-5' DNA helicase activity
Source: RefSeq, a predicted model, not a curated record